Drosophila subpulchrella is the source of this 4275-nucleotide messenger RNA. Its product is annotated as probable serine/threonine-protein kinase yakA. The coding region runs from base 434 to 2848 and encodes 804 amino acids. The record is from RefSeq and is a predicted model, not a curated record. NCBI's taxonomy places the organism in Eukaryota, Metazoa, Arthropoda, Insecta, Diptera, Drosophilidae. The transcript has 8 exons.
GCUUCAGUUUGCUUCGAGCGCUGGAACGUGAAAAGUCGACGACGGAGGGCCAACGUUGCGGAUGAAAACUGCGAUCCUAACUGGGAAGAUUUUUGAAAAGCGCAGGCGUGCAACGGUUUUUGUCUCCGUUUGUUUUUGAGUGCUUUUUUUUCCGAGUGUAGUGGCUGAGUGAAAAGCAAAAUCAAACGCAUUUCGUGCAUAAUUUGUGGAAUUUUACACAUUGUAAAAUCAAUUUUAUUGUGCAAAUUGAAUUUUGUUAAAAUUUUUUUUGCUAUCCAUUGCUGUGCGGCAAACAGUUGAGAAAUAUAUAUAAUGCAGCCACAUUAAGCGGGCAAAUAAAAAACAAAAAACAAAACAUCCAAACAACAUCCAAAGAGUCAACAGCAAUUACAAGGCACUAAAUCGGAGGAAGAGUGAUCACCUCGGGAUCAGGAUGUCGGCUGCCACGCACAUGGCAAUGCCGGCUCAUGCCGUCCCGCCGCCCGGAACGCCACCGGUGCUGGGGGGCAGCGGGUGCUCCAAUCUCAAUCUCAAUCUCAGCCUGCCGGCGGGCAAGCGUGGCCACAAGCGCAGCGUAUCGCUGGAGAACAACGCCCCCUUGGCGCUGCGCGGCACGCCCAGUUUGGGCCAAUCCUCGCUGGGAUCGCCGCUGCUGCAGUUUGGCCAGGGUCCCAAUCCGGGACCAGGACACUCGCAGGCCUUCCACACGGGCACCCUGAAGUCCCGCCAGGAGCAGCGGCGGUUGAGCCAGAAAUUCGGGAGUCACAGCAAUCUGGAUGACGAGGGCGUGGGCAUUGGAGUGGGCGGGGGCAUGGGCGGUGGCAUGGGCCUCCACAUGCGCAGCAAGUUCCAGAACAUCCGUCAGAUGUUCGAGCUCAGUCGCAGCUGCGUGGGCGGCGGGGGCGGCGGCGGUGGUGGGUGUGGCGACGGCAGAGGGGGCGGGGCCGAGGAGGAGGCGAUGCAAUCACUGCCGGCAACAUUGCCCCAGCAGCAGCAGCAGCAGAGGCGGACCACGCCCAUCGCCGGCGGAAGUCGCCCGCAGCAACAGCAACUGGGCGAGGCGGAACAGACCAGCGGCAACUUUCUGCGACCGAUCGCCUUCAAGCCAAUUCCGUUUGAGCCGGACUAUCGCAUCGCCUGCCAGCAGCAGCAGCAGCACCAGCAGCAACUGCAGUUGCAACAGCAGCAGCAACAGCAGCAGCAGCAGCAGCAGCAACACCAGCAACACCAACAGCAACAUCAGGCGCUGCAGCUGCCGGCGGAGGGCGGACCGGCGGGGGGCGGGGCCGAGCGGUACGGCUACGGAUCGACUCCGUCACUCGCCCCACUGCCCCCCGCAUCAGCCCAGAAAUUUGGCAGUACCACGGAUCUGCGCCACCUGGCUGCUCGGCGACGCAAUCAUCGUCUGCUGCAGCGCUGCAGCAACGAGGACGCCCUGACCCUUGACCUCUUGGUCACAGGGAGCCACGACAGACCCGAUGGGGCCAGCAGCAAGAGCAGCGGCACAGUGGUGGGCAGCAGCGACCUGACGCCCUCGCCCUCGGACUCGGGGAUCUCGGAACUGGAGGCGGCCCUCAAGGAUCGCGACUCGGAGCUCUCGUACCUGCGGCAGGCCAUGGAGCACAAUGAGAAAGACAAGGAGGUGUACUGGGAGCACGAGACGCAGCGGCUGCGACUCUUCUACGAGGGUCAGCAGCGGGAGUGCCAGCUGAAGCUGCGCAAGAUGGAGCAGCUCCUGGGGCUGCAGCAGUUCCAGCUGAAGCAGCACAAGCUGCGCCAGUCGGAGCAGGUGCAACGGCUGCAGCAGCAACUGGAUCUGGCCCGCGACGCCAGCCAGGGGCUGCAGCAGCAGGUGGACGCACUGCGUCACCAGCUGGAGGACAGCGAGUGGCGCGUCUGCGAGCGCAACGGGGAGAUAGCUUUACUCAAGACGCAGCUCAAGGAGGCGCAUCUGGAAAUCAACAUGAAGGAUCAUGCGAUUGUCAGCCUGAAGCACAGCAGCAACAGGAGCAGCAGCAACAGCAACAGCAGCAACAGCAACAGCAACAGCAACUCCAGCGACAGCAAGUCCUGUGAAAUAACCACAAGCCAAAGUCAACCAAAGCAGCAGGCGAAGGAGGAACAGCAGCAACAGCAGCAACAGCAGCAGCAGCAGCAGCAGGAAUUUCAGCAGCAACAGCAACAUCAGCAGUUUCAGCAGCAACAACAGAAGCAGCAACUUCAGCAACUGAAUCAACAGCAGCAACAGCAGCAGGAGUUGCAACAGCAACACCAGCCUGACCAGCAGCAGCUGCAGAAGAUCAUCACGCUGAAGGAUCAGGUGAUUGGAGCCCUCACCAGCGAACUGGCCAAGUUGCGCAAGGAGCUCUCCGACCUGGCCAUUGCCCACGAGUACGGCGAGGAGCCCUGUGGCCGCUACACUCGCCUCAAGCAGCAGCUAGACAACCUGAACGAGAUCUGCCAGAAGACACGAAAGUACACCACAUCAGCAGCAUCUCCGACUGUUCCGGCUGCCAACCAGGAUCUGCCGCUGCCCAAGCUGGAUGUCCUGGUUCAGCGAUUGCAGCUGGAUCAGGGACAGGCUCCGCAGCAAACGCUGGACACCCUCAUUGAGGAGUCGACCACAUAUGCCGAGGACAUAGCCAAGCUGCGCCAGAAACUGGAUGACUUUCGGCUGAACCUGGAGCUGGAGAAGCGCCAGUGGUGCGCCGAGAAGGACAAGGUGCUGGGCUACCAGAAGCAGCUGCAGGCCCACUACAUCCACAUGUACCAGAAGCUGCGAUGCCUGGACAGCGGACAGGGAGGAGCAGCCGCUGGCGGAGCAAUGGAGGCCACCAAUGGCCACUGAGAGGUGUUCCAGGAAGAGCAGGCAAUGGUGCUAUCGCCGCCGGGGCAGUAAAACUAAGGAUCCAAGGGAAAACAGUCUUUAAAGUACAUUUCUUCGCAGCAGCUGUUUUCAAAAAAAUACUCUUCUACACCACAAAACUUUAAGGAAAAAUUGACCAAUAUAUGUAAUAGUUAUCAUCAAACUGUCAAUUUGACCAACGAAAUAGUUACCCUCCCAACAACAAAAUACACACAACUCACCAUUUUAUGGUAGUUUUACCAUAAACGAAAUAGUUACAAUCCCAAACACAAAAUACACACAAGUUACCAUUUAAUGGUAGUCCCCCAACAACAAAAUACACACAACUUACCAUUUCAUGGUAAUUUUACUAUUAACGAAAUAGUUACUCCCCCAACAAUAAAUUCACACAUCUCACCAUUUUAUGGUAAUUUUACCAUUAACGAAAUAGUUACUAUCCCAAACACAAAAUACACUCAAGUUACCAUUUAAUGGUAGUUUUUCUAUUAAUGAAAUAGUUACUCCCCCAACAACAAAAUACACACAACUUACCAUUUCAUGGUAAUUUUACUAUUAACGAAAUAGUUACUCCCCCAACAAUAAAUUCACACAACUCACCAUUUUAUGGUAAUUUUACUAUUAAAUAGUAACCAAAGCAACAAUACAAUACACAUCACUAUUUUUAACAGUUGUUAACCUUUUUCGACAGUUACGUAACUAUUCGUCUUGGUCAAUUUCACCCAUAAAAUUUGCUUGUGUGUUUUAAAUAACGUAUACAAAUGUUUCAAAUAUCUUUCCAGAGGUUAUAAUACUAAAUGACAAUUUUAUUGUUUUAAAUUAUAACUAGAACAUAACUAUAAGGAUUUAUAGUAAUGUUCUACAUUAUUAUUAUCAUUUAGGAGCAAUUAAUUGUUUUUAACAACUGACUUGUCUCCGAGUUUCUAGCAAUUUGUUUCAAAAACCAAACAAUUUUUUUUUUAAAUGUUGUAUACUAUUUUGAACGCAGCUGUUUAGUAAUUUCUCAGUACUAUAUUUUCAAAACGUUUUUCUUGGGCGAAUAACAAAAAUGUUCCCAAAUUAUAAAUGUUACUUAUUUCCCGUAUUAAGUGCACAUUAUUUUUAUAGUCAAAAGGUACUAUGGUUAAUAACUGCUUAGAAUUCUAUUCAUUGGAUAGAAAACCUAGCUAAGCCUUGCAGAUUUGAUAAUACCCACAUUUCUCCAGCGACUUUCCACAAUUUCCUUCCCUGGGCGAUAAAUAAUACACGAUUUUCGAUAUUACUAGAGUUGAUAUACACAAAACUCUAUCAAAUAUUUAUACAAAAUAUGCAUAUAUUAUUUUUUUUGUUUUUAAUAUUUUACAAAUAUAUAUAUAAUAUGUAUACUUUUAAUUUAUUAAAUGUAAUUAUAAACGAGAAAAAAAACAUUUGUG